AUGUCAACAAUCCAGUCCCUCCUAAACCCCCUCCCAGACCAACAAUUUCCCUUCACCUUACCCAGCCCCUCCCUCCCAACACCCCGAAAACCCAAACCCGACGCAGCACCUACCCACAGCCACAAAAAGCAAAAGUCCAAAGGCCUCCCACGCAAAAAGGGCCCUAUUCGCGGCGAACUACGGUAUCCGCCCUACGAGGAGCGCGAUGACGGGUUGGCGAGUAUCCAUCGAGAGUUUCGGAUGGAGCCUAUGGGUGGUGGUAAUAUUAGAGAGAGGCCUUGGCAUGUGCCAUACAAUAGUGAUAAGAAAACGUUUCAGCAUUUGACGGGGAGGGAUUCGCUUGAGGUGUUUUACUACCAGUUCAAGUUACCUGGACAGGCUGAGAGUGAGGAGCCGUGGUGGGUGAUGUGGGACUACAAUAUCGGGCUUGUUAGGAUGACGCACCUGUUCAAGAGCAACGGGCACUCAAAGACAACAAUAGGCAAAGCCAUGAAAGCAAACCCAGGCCUCCCGGAGAUAUCCCACAGCAUCACCGGCGGCGCAACCGAAGCACAAGGAUACUGGGUCCCCUUCGACGCCGCCAAAGCCCUAGCAGCAACAUUCUGCUAUAAAAUCCGACACGUCCUCGUCCCACUCUUCGGCCCUGACUUCCCAUCCCUCUGCAUCCACCCGCACGACCGCACCCGCUUCAACCGCAUGGUCAUCGACCGCUCUGUUAUCCAACGAGCCACGCAGACAGCGAACUACUACCGCAGUUUGGAGCUUCGCUCGUCACCAUUCAGCACCAGCACCAACCACACCCCCAGUCCUAACCUCCGACCCACCUCUUCGUCCGGGAGUAGUUUCGUCGCGAGGAAGAAGGCCAUUCCAAGGUCCAGGAAACAUGCUAGCAGUCUUAGUUCGUCUACGACUGGGACGGUGAUUAGUGGGUAUAGCAGCGGGUAUGGCUCUGGUGUUGAUGAGUACUCGGACGUGUAUUGCGUGUCGCCGGUGAGCAUCGGCUCGUAUCGGGGUGGGAAUACGUUUACGCCGGUGAAUACGCCAAGGAGUGCGGAUGUUUACACUUCUUCUAAUGUUGGCAUCGGCACCACUACUAAUACAGGUGCUGCUAUCCCCACACCACAAGAAGUUCUCGCCUCCAUCACCGCAAAAACCACCACAAACACAAGCACCAUCGACGAAGACUCCACGGCCACAGCUACCAGUCCCAGCGCCAGCACAACCGACGAAGAAACCUCCUCAACCGCGUACUCCGAAAUCAGCAGCUCGUGGAGCGACUAUUCCUUCGUCGACAUCGACAAAGACGACCGCGAGUACAGCGAUAGUCCGGCCAAUGAACCGCUGCGUACGAACCGGAAACGAAAGGCCGAGGGCAGCGGCAAUGGUAACCGUGGCGCGCUGCUAGUGAAGGAAGUCAAGGCUGCUCAUGCGCUGCUUAGUUUACAUAUGCAGGAUGCGAGUGGGAGUGAGUAUGAGGGCGAGAGUGAUGGUGAUGAGGACGUGUCGGUGCCGCCGGCGUCGUCGUUGGUGGGCGUUUAUCAGCAGCAGCAACAACAGAUAUACAGUCAGAGACAGAGUCGGAAAAGAAGGCGGGCGUCUGCUUAG
Aspergillus chevalieri is the source of this 1605-nucleotide messenger RNA. RefSeq names its product putative APSES transcription factor Xbp1. The transcript has 4 exons. NCBI's taxonomy places the organism in Eukaryota, Fungi, Ascomycota, Eurotiomycetes, Eurotiales, Aspergillaceae. The record is from RefSeq and is a predicted model, not a curated record. The coding region runs from base 1 to 1605 and encodes 534 amino acids. Gene Ontology annotation, molecular function: DNA binding.